AUGGAAAGUGGUUUUUUUCGAAACCUCCAGGAAGAUAGCGCAUGUACAACUAAAAGUAAUGAAAAGGAACUUCAGUUGGAAUAUGUAAAUUUGUUAGAUAUAGAUAGCGGGGAAGGAAUAAGAAAAACAACAAAUAAUAUCGGAAGAAAUGAAAAAAAGACAAAGGUUGUUAAAAAUAAGUUUAUAUCAGAAAAUGAAAAAUUACAUAUAUUACAAAACUUAAGAAAAACAAAACUAAUAAACCUAAGUCAAACUUCACAAAUAGAAAGCAAUGAAAAACAACAAACUGAAGAUGAUAUAAAAAAAACAAAAAAAAAUAUAUUUCCUUAUCAUUCAUUUUGUAUAAAUCAUAAAGACAAUCGCUUAGGAAAUUUAAAAAAAGAACAUAUAGAUACAGAAUUAAAAAUUUUAAGAAAAAACAGAAAACAAAAAAAAAUAAAUAUUAACAAGUUUGACAAGCAUACACUUGGAAAGGAUAACAAAAAUAAUUUAUUUGGUGAUAAAAAAGAAAUAAACAAAAUAAAUUCAAAACUUAAUUCAAUAAAAAAUAAUGAUAAUGAAGAUAUAUCAUCAAAAGAACAGUCCUCCUUUGAAAGAGAAUUAUGUAAACAGUUUUUACAAAAAAAACUCACUAAAAUAAAACUCAUAAAUAGUAGCACUAGUAGUAAUAGUACUAGUGAUAUGACAAUAAAUAUGGGGAAUAAUAAGAUCCGAGAAAAUGUGUAUAGCUAUAGAACUAGCCAAAUUAACAAAAAUAAGAUAAUCACGAAAAAUAUACAAAACAUAAAGAAUAUGAAAAAAUCGCAAAUUUAUAAAACAUUGAAUAGUAAAGGCAGCAAAGAUAGCAAUAGUAAUAGUAAUCUUUCGCAUUCCAAAAAAUCAACAAAUACAUUUUUUAGAUACAACGAUGGAAAAGGUAGCACAAAAAAUGAAAGUCUGAACUUUGAAAAAAAUCAGAUUGCUAAGGAAAAAUAUGCAACAUCUUUUGGUGACCAUAGGGAUGACAAAUCAAUAAAAAAAACCAAAACUAAAAAAGUUGAAAAAGUUGAAAAAACAGAAAAAAUAGACAAAAUCAAAAAUAAAGGUUCCAUUGAAAAAUACGAAAAGAUGCACCAAAAUAGUAACGAUAGUCAAAAUAAAGAAACAAAAAAUGGAGAGAAUAAAAAAAAAAAAAAAAAUACAUUAACAAGGAAAAUAAUGAAAGAAUUUACCAAAGUAUAA
This is a messenger RNA of Plasmodium vinckei vinckei, 1221 nucleotides long. RefSeq names its product conserved Plasmodium protein, unknown function. The transcript has a single exon. Bases 1 to 1221 code for a protein of 406 amino acids. The record is from RefSeq and is a predicted model, not a curated record. Lineage: Eukaryota; Apicomplexa; Aconoidasida; Haemosporida; Plasmodiidae.